AUGAGCAAGUCAGCAGGCUGCUGCAAGAGAUUCCUGCACUAUGCUUUUGACUACGAAACACCAAAAACGCUGGUUAUUCCCAGCUUAGGUGUAGGAUUUGUGUUCAGGUUCACCCAAUUCUUGGUGGUGAUGUAUGUGGUUGGGUAUGUGUGUGUGGUGCAGAAGGCCUACCAGGAUACAGAUACUGUCAUCAGCACCGUCACCACGAAAGUGAAAGGUUUCGCUUUCACCAACACAUCUGACACGGAGCCUCGUUUUUGGGAUGUGGCUGAUUACAUUAUCCCUCCUCAGAGUGAUCAUUCAUUCUUUGUGCUGACGAAUAUGGUUGUGACCCCAAAACAAGUGCAGUCACAUUGUCCCGAGCUUCCAAGCCCAUCAACUACUUGUGUGGAUGACUGCAACUGUGUCGAGGGACGCAGUGAUCCCCGGGGCAACGGUAUACAGACGGGACUGUGUGAGAACUACUCCACCACUGCACGGACCUGUGAAGUGCUCUCAUGGUGCCCACUUGAAAUAGACACUAAGCUGCCUGAGCAUGCGCUGCUGGUUGCAGCAGAAAACUUCACCGUGUUGAUCAAAAACAGCAUCACGUACCCAAAGUUCAACUUUCACAGAAGAAACAUACUGCCUCAUGUGAACUCCUCAUACCUGAAGAGGUGUGAAUUCAGCCGUCUCACAGACCCACACUGUCCCAUAUUCAGACUCAAGCAUAUUGUCUCAGAGGCUGGGGAGGAUUUUCAAGACAUGGCUGUGAAGGGGGGUGUCCUUGGUAUUCUUAUUGACUGGAGCUGUGAUUUGGACUGGUGGGCAGGGGAGUGUUUACCUAAAUACAGCUUCCGGAGGCUGGACAACAAACAUCCUGUCAACAAUGUGGCCCCUGGUUACAACUUUAGAUUUGCUAAAUACUACAAGGCAGCAGAUGGAGAGGAAACCAGAACGUUAAUCAAAGCUUACGGGAUCCGCUUCGACGUCAUUGUGUUUGGAACUGCAGGAAGAUUUUCCAUCGUUCCAACCAUAGUGAACUUGGGUGCAGCCUUGUCAUUCCUCAGUUUGGUGCCCGUGGUUGCUGACUGGUUUUUGGUGACUUGCUCAAGGAAACGAGAUCUUUACAGCAGACACAAAACAACACAUCUCACUGAAGAUGCAGACAGUGCAUCGGUGUCAAUGGGGACCACCUAUGGAACCCAGUAGCAGGAACAACAUUUUUCUACAGAGAAAUUGGAACCCUCAUGAAACGAGACGUUAAAACAUCAUUUGAAUAUUUCACUAAAACCAUUAAAAUGUGAUAAUAGAAAGAAGGAGGAUAAACAAU
Maylandia zebra (zebra mbuna) is the source of this 1312-nucleotide messenger RNA. It is a transcript of the gene p2rx4b, whose product is annotated as purinergic receptor P2X, ligand-gated ion channel, 4b. Gene Ontology annotation, biological process: response to ATP; calcium ion transmembrane transport. Gene Ontology annotation, cellular component: plasma membrane. The record is from RefSeq and is a predicted model, not a curated record. NCBI's taxonomy places the organism in Eukaryota, Metazoa, Chordata, Actinopteri, Cichliformes, Cichlidae. Gene Ontology annotation, molecular function: extracellularly ATP-gated monoatomic cation channel activity; purinergic nucleotide receptor activity; ATP binding.